UUAGUGAGGGGGAAAAGGAUUGUAAAAGGUGACACUCAAGCGAUGGAAUGUGACAGAAUCCUCUGUUGAUGGGAGUAUAGGCCUUAUGGCAUGUCGUUUUUUAGAAAUCGACGAGGACAGACCUUAGAGGAUCCGGUACUGGCUACCAGCAGAAUAACUUGUUCCCUAGGGGAGAACAAGACACCGAACUAUGCUGUGCAGGCUUCUGGUCAUCUAUUUACCAACCGAGUGCCUACUGCCCUGUAAAAACCGAAAUGGAUCUACUGGAUUGAAGAAGAUGAUGUGUGUUCCGAGGUACAUCAUGUGCAUCGCCUCUGGAAGACUUUGGUACAGACCUGUAGGAUAUAUACCAAUAUAACCAUUCAUUUCACGAAGGAUAUCGCAGAAAUGGCGUUCUAACGAUGCAUCCGUUUAAGUCCGUUCUCCUAAUGGUGUUCCUGUGCUCCUUGAUGGUCUAUCUCGGGAGUUGUAUAAAAGGACUGUUAGGUAGGACACAGGUCUUCGCUCACCUCACCUGGAAAAUGGAUUAUAUUCUGCCCAUCUUUGUGCUGAUUAAUAGUUUAUUUUCUACUUAUUUAUCUGUGAUACUUCUGUGGAUGUUCAGUAUUGCGUGCAUUUAUACUACAGAGGAACUAGAGAAAAACGUGGCGAAAGGGGAAACGUUGACGCUAAAGAAUGUUAGAAGAUUGCCGAGUAAAGAAAAGAAGGUUGCGGUUUCCUCUACUGCUGACAGUAUAAAGAAUGCAGAAAAGUUUAUCGAAUUAUUUCAAGUCUGGCUGUUUGAAGAAGAAAAUAUAUCAACAGAAGCAGAGCCACUGGAGCAAAAGAUCGACAAACUCCAGAGUGCCUGUAAACAGCUGAAGAGAGUUCAGAUCAUCAUUGACUCAUUGAAGACCCAGAUUCUCUACAAGAAUCCGAAGGACAACAGCAAGUACACGAGAACUCAGGACCUGCUCAACAAGUUUGACUAUGUAACAGCUUACAUGGAGUUAAGGCAGCACAUGCUGACGUUGGUAGGGAAGCAGUUCUUGGCCUUCCUGGAGCAAGGGAAAGAGGUGAAGAUUUGGCUGUCGGACGUUGUGGAGUUUCAGGAGAGGCUGCAUCAUGUGACAUGUGACCGCCACCUUGUUGUCCAGCAGCAGCUCUCACAGACGCAGGUUAUUGGGAAACAAAGUCAAAUGAUUGCAAGAAAGCUGGAAACAUAUGAAAACACUGCAAAACAACUAACAUCUACACUACAGGAGAUGGGAUCAUUUUCAAAUAGCUUUCGAAUUGCAUUAAGAAAAGAGGAUGGAAAGAAUCAGAAGAGAUGGAGCGACACCCUGAUGAACUCGGUGACAGAAGAGAUGACACAAGUGGCAGAGCGGUUCUCUACAGUCCUCAAGCUAAACGCAUGUUACCAUACCCAUCUGCAGGGUCUCUUAUUGGCCCUCGUGCUAAACUAAAAGCAUAAUGACGCCAGAGAACAUUCUAU
Rana temporaria (common frog) is the source of this 1474-nucleotide messenger RNA. RefSeq lists its product as uncharacterized. Lineage: Eukaryota; Metazoa; Chordata; Amphibia; Anura; Ranidae. The transcript is spliced from 8 exons. The record is from RefSeq and is a predicted model, not a curated record. The coding region runs from base 402 to 1445 and encodes 347 amino acids.